GCGCAGGACGUCGACAGCGCCUGAGUUUGAAUAUGUUCCGGAAAUGACCAACCUGGCAGCGUUCUGCUGAGGAAACCGUAGUACAAUGCAGGUAGCUAGUGUACGCUAGAAACCUGACGGUAUUUAGGUAGUUUUAAUCGAUUAUGAAAACAUAAGUAAGGGAUUAGAGUGCUUUUAUAGCGCCUAGCUAGUUUUAACCGAAAACUACCUGUUGUUGACAGGAUGGUACGAAUUGCUAAAAUAUGGUUUAGCUAACGCUUGCUAACGCGAGACUGACGCUGGAGCACAAACUAUGCGCUUCGUAAUGUAAUGGUAUCGACGAAGUUAACUUCUUUUUCUUUAUGAUGCUUUAGGGGAUUUUAGUUACCCGGUUACUGCGUGACUCUUGAGCUGUUCUGAUCAAAUUCACGCGACGACGUCACAUGUCUCAAACAUUGGAGAAAGUGAUUAAAUUAGAAAGGCUAGCUAGGUAGCUAGCAAGCUCAAGUGGAUUUAUUCAUUAUUUUACCGCUUCUAAGUGAAUAGAAACGCAAGGAGCUUGAAAAGUUAUUUUUGGGGGUGGUGUAAAACAGAUUUUUAAAGAUGAAAGUCCUGGAGAAAAAUGUGAUGCGUUUAGUGGCGGUGCAGGAGCUCCGAACAGCUUACGGGAUAAAGACAAAGAACUGGAACAAAAACAAAGCCGUCGCUACGAAGUCCACCACCAGCAAAACAGCAAAGGUGUUUGGCGUCUCCUUGGACAGCCUACCCUACUAUAAUAUGGAAUGUGGAAGCGUGCCAGGCUUUCUGGUGGAUUCAUGCAUGAAGCUGCAAGCGCAUGUUGACACAGAGGGCCUGUUCAGAAAAUCCGGCUCUGUAGUUCGCCUAAAAGCUCUCAGGAGUAAAUUGGAGGUUGGAGAGGAGUGUCUGUCCACUGCUCUUCCUUGUGAUGUGGCUGGGUUAGUGAAGCAGUUCUUCAGGGAACUUCCGGAGCCCGUGCUUCCUACGGAGCUGCAGGACGCCUUCCUAAAGGCCCAACAACUCCCGACGGUCCAGGACAGAACCGCUGCCACCAUGCUGCUGACCUGUGUGCUGCCAGACAAAAACAUUUGUGUCUUACGUUACUUUUUUGACUUUCUUCGGAAUGUUUCAUUAAGGAGUGCAGAAAACAAAAUGGAUAGCAGUAACUUAUCAGUGAUUUUGGCUCCCAACCUCCUUCACUUCGGCGAUGGAGCAGAUAAGAUGAACGCCAACACAGAAAAACGCCUCAGACUGCAGGCUGCUAUAGUCCAGUGCUUCAUAGAGAAUGCAGACAACUUUGGUGUAUUACCCGACUUUCUUCAAGAGAAAGUUCCAGCCAUGAUGGGCUGUGAAGCCGGAGUUUUGACUCCCGACUCGGAAGAGCCGGACUUCAGUUUAGGGAUGAAGAGGAAACAACGACGCAGCUUUGGAGAUGUGGUCAGUGGUGCUCUGAAUAAAAUAAAAACAAAUAGAACUCCCACCAAAGUCGGUCAAGCAGACAGUCUUGUCUUUUCCUCUACAACUCCUGUGAUUGCGACCCCGUCAAGCAAACGCAAGCCUCCUUUGGAGUCCGCUCACUCUUUGGGAUUUUCAAACAAGAAACGUAGAUCCGUCAAAAAGAACCUCGGCUUAGAUCUACUUUCUAACACUUUGUUCAGCGGAAACAGCACUCCAGCUUCAGCUUACAGCUCCUCAGGAGUCUUGGAUUCUUCUUCUAGCAGCGUGUUGUCAGCAGGGAGGACUAGAAGACAAACGGCGGCCUCUGGAAGCAGGAAGAGUGCACGGCGAAGCAACAGGAACGUCAUCAACAGGGUUGAAUCUGGAAGAUCCGGCUGCUUUUCUCCUAAAGUUAGCAAAAAAGAAGCUCCGCGCAAGUCGAUGCGUUUACGUUUCAGUCUGGGGAAGAGCAGCAAAGACACUGGGUCCAAGUCCAUCGGUCUGAGACUCGCCAAGCAGGACAGCAGCACCAGUUUCCAUUUCACUGAGCCCGCCGUUUUCAGUCCCUCAGUGUAUCCCAGAAAAGCCGAAUCCCAAAGUUCAAAGUUCAUCAGUAAGUCUGAGGACAACCUGCUGACGCCAACGUGUGACCCCAGAGUCAAGCGGACCUCGUGGAGCAGGGAUACUCCUGUCGGGGCGAAGGCGUUCGGCGAAGACUCGUUCACAGACACGCCGAUGCGCGCGUGUCUUCAGAGCAACUACGUGUCCGAGCCCGCCAUCACCGUGUCCAGGCCUCCCGCGGGGAAUAACCUCAACAUGGCGCUGUGCUGUGCCGCCAGCGCCAGGAGCCUCGACAGCGGAAGCAGCACAGAAACCCUGAGGCAGAGCGAGAAAACCGUCGAACCGGAGUCGGACAGCGUUCCCAACGCUCCACCUGAGAGCUUCCAGAAGCAGAGAUCUCCGGCUGAAGAGCAGAGCUUCACUUUAAGUCACCUGGAGGUCGCUGCUCUCACUCCACUGCAUAUCGACAGUGUGGACUUUGGGUCCAGCCUCCAUUAUAGUCCAGAACCGGAGAAGGAGCAGAACUGCAGCCGGCUCAUCGACGCUCUGGACAUCCAGAGUCCGGCCUCUUUCAAACACCGCGUCUCCUCCGGACUGCAGUCCACUCCGUAUAAACCAGCGGCUGAAACCAAAGCUGAGCGGUUCACACCGACCACACCGGGUUUAGCCGAGAGCUCAGAACCAGUCCAAAACCGACCGGCCGCGUCCCCUCAGAAGCAGCCGAGCAGAAAGCCCCGAGUGGCCGACCACAUUCAACACUUCAACAAGCUCACCCUGUACUCUCCUCCAGGCUCCAAGCAAAUCCGGUCACCUCUCAAGUUCCAGCGCACUCCGGUCCGGCAGGCGGUGUGCAGGAUCAACUCUCUUCUGGGAGACGACAGGAGGCCCAGAAAUAUCGCCGAGUUCAGCCAGAGCGCUCGCGUGGCGAAGACUGUGAGUCUGGAGAGCGGGCUGUCCCCUCAGCCUCCGCACAGACGACCACAAACACGACUGUUCACCAACAAGAAUCCACCUCCCGUUCCGCCAAAAAAGAUGGACAGAAUUCCUAAGUCCUGCGCUCUGGGGGACGUGACCAACAAGGCUCAGCCAAAGACGAAGGUGGAGCACGCCGCCGCCAAUCCAUGUGAAGCACAGAAGCUGCUGUCCCAGCAGGCGGCAGAGACUCACCACUACAGAGGAUCUCCCAGAAACCCUCUGUACCAGGGCAGCCUGCUGUCUGCAAUGAAGCCCAUCGAUUUAUAAACGCCUUUCUUCUGUUUUUGUCCUUUUUUCUGUGUUGCUAUGCAGAUCCGUCUGGUAAGACCUCACAAAAUAAACGUCGUGACUCAUUCAGAUCUUCAGGGUCCUAAUUUAUUUUUGUAGCUACAGCCGUCAUUGUUGGGAGAGAUUCAGUAAAUUUCAUAUCACGUUAGAAAGCUUUAUACUUUUGUCUUGGAAUAUAUUAUGAAGUGUAGUUGGCAGGUGUAUUUAUUGUUUUAACAUUCUUGUUUUUAACUGAAAAAAAAAACAUUUCAGACAUUUAACUUCUUUUUUUCAAACAGAAUCUAUUUAGACUGUUUUUAGACAAGAAAAGCACCUUCUGAUGUACGUUGUGAAAAAUUUACCAAACAGUGUUGAAGUGAAGAUUUCCCUCUGGUGUUUGAACAUUCAUUUUACAAAACCUUCAAAUAUAAACGUUUGCUUUGAACUGCUUCACUGAAAUAAAAA
This is a messenger RNA of Oryzias melastigma (Indian medaka), 3702 nucleotides long. It is a transcript of the gene arhgap11a, whose product is annotated as Rho GTPase activating protein 11A. The coding region runs from base 583 to 3237 and encodes 884 amino acids. The record is from RefSeq and is a predicted model, not a curated record. Lineage: Eukaryota; Metazoa; Chordata; Actinopteri; Beloniformes; Adrianichthyidae. The transcript has 12 exons. Gene Ontology annotation, biological process: signal transduction.